Messenger RNA from Plasmodium yoelii, 1566 nucleotides. Its product is annotated as chorismate synthase, putative. Gene Ontology annotation, cellular component: cytosol. The record is from RefSeq and is a predicted model, not a curated record. NCBI's taxonomy places the organism in Eukaryota, Apicomplexa, Aconoidasida, Haemosporida, Plasmodiidae. The coding region runs from base 1 to 1566 and encodes 521 amino acids. Gene Ontology annotation, molecular function: FMN binding; chorismate synthase activity. Gene Ontology annotation, biological process: chorismate biosynthetic process; aromatic amino acid biosynthetic process. The transcript has a single exon.
AUGAGCACAUAUGGGACAUUAUUGAAAGUUACUACAUUUGGCGAAAGCCAUGGAAAAGGAAUUGGAUGUGUAAUUGAUGGUUUUUUACCAAAUAUUACGAUAAAUUUUGAGGAAAUUCAAAAACAAUUAAAUAGAAGAAAACCAAAUCAAUCUAAAUUAACAUCAAAUAGAAAUGAACCAGAUAAAUUAAUUGUUUUGUCAGGUUUUGAUGAUAAUAAAACAUUAGGAACACCUAUUACAUUUCUAAUAAAAAAUCAAGAUGUAAAAAAAAAUCUAUAUUCUAAUUUUAUAAAUAUACCACGCCCUGGUCAUGGAGAUUAUACAUAUUUUAUGAAAUAUAAUGUUAAAAAUAAAAGUGGAAGUAGCCGAUUUUCGGGUCGUGAAACUGCAACAAGAGUAGCAGCAGGAUCAUGCAUUGGGCAAUGGCUAAAAAAUUAUUAUAAUAUUCAUAUAGUUUCUUAUGUAUAUUCUGUUGGAAAUAUAAAAAUACCUAAAAUAAUUAAUGAUAUGUUUGAGAAAUGGCCACCAAGUAAAGAAUUGGUAGAUAAAUUUGGAUGUGUUAAAUAUAAUCAAGAUAAAAAAAUAUUUAUGGAUUAUUUUAAUAAUAUAUAUGAUUUAGAUGGAAUAUUAAUAUUUUCUGAAAAAGAAAAAAAUAAUAUAAUACAAUGUAAUGAUAAAAAAAUUAUUAAAGAAAAUAUUGAAUGGGUAAUUCUUCAAACAAGAUGUCCACAUCCCUAUACAGCUAUACAAAUAUGUUCAUGUAUUUUAAAAAUAAAAAAUAAAGGAGAUAGUAUAGGAGGAAUUGCUACUUGUGUUAUUCAAAAUGUUCCUAUUGGAAUUGGGGAACCUAUUUUUGAUAAAUUGGAAUCAGAAUUAGGCAAAAUUAUUUUAUCCAUACCAGCAAUUAAGGGUAUAGAAUUUGGUAGCGGUUUUAGUGGCUCUUAUAUGUUAGGGUCUGAACAUAAUGAUUUAUUUAUUCCGUUGGAAAAAAAUGAUGCAAUAAAUAGCUAUUUCAAGGAAGAAAAUAAAUGUGUACAUCCAAAUAUAAACGAGAUAAAAGAGUGUUACCAAUAUGAACAGAUUAAGAAAGAAUUAGAAAUGGAUAAUACAAAUGAUGAUAAAAAAAAAAAAAAUAUGUGCAAAAAUGAAUAUGGGGAAAAAAAUGUCUGCAAAAAUGAAUAUGAGGAAAAACACAUUUCAAAUAUUUAUUGUACUAUACCAAAUAAACACAAAUUAUUAAUUACAAAAUCAAAUAACUGUGGUGGUAUUUUAGCUGGAAUAUCAACAGGGAAUAAUAUCAUUUUUAGAUCAGCAAUAAAACCAGUUUCUUCAAUACAAAUAGAAAAAGAAACAAGCGAUUUUGAAGGAAAUAUAUGUACAUUAAAGGUAAAAGGAAUGCAUGAUUGUUGUAUUUUACCGAGAAUACCCCCUGUAAUUGAAGCAUCAUCUUCUAUUGUGAUUGGGGAUAUGAUUUUACGACAGAUUUCUAAAUAUGGUGAUAAAAAUCUGCCUUCUAUUAGUUCGUAUAUCCACUAUGAUAAUUAUGAACAUGAACAAAUUGGGUAA